UUCUGGUUUAUUUCAUGCCAAGUUCCUUCUCAGCCUGUUUCGAUACAUACAGUAGCACUCUGGGUUAAUGUCUUCCCUGAAACAGAAAUUUCUAUAACCAGUUUCUCAGUGAGCUGAUAAUGCUACCUACAGCAUUCUACUUGGACUGUUUUUCUUCUGAGUACUUUACCUAAUAUUGCCUCACCCCAAAGCUUACUGGAAAUUUCUAUAUUCACUAGUACAAACAUUUUGGGAAUCAUAUAAUCAAAGAAUGUUUUAUAUCCUGGGACAGCCAUUUUGAAAUCCUCUAGUUCCAACUUCUUACAGUCCAAACUACAGAUGAGGAAACUGGCUCUUAAAAAGAUUAAAUAACUCUUCCAAAGUCACAAAGAUAGGACCAUGAUUCUUCUUCUAAUAAACUGAAUUAUAUCCCUAAAAUCCCUUUUCUGCACUUCACUCUUAUUAAGGAACCAAUUUACUAUCCAAAACAGUAUCCUGUAACAGUAUAAAUGCACUUUCCCACUCACACCAAAGGUCCCUUGAGUUCUCCUCUUCACCAGCCAUCAGGAGCCUGUCCCAGAAGAUUGUUCCUGAUUGGCGAGAGUCAGCGGUAACAGUAGAAUGCCAAGGAGAAACCAGAAACGCAGAGUGACAACUCAGUUUGCUGUUCAGUACUCUCAGGGGAGGCCAACCUGGACUUCAUCCCAAAUGAGGUGGCCUCUGCAUUUUGUACGGAAGCUCUGAUUUUCCAUUCAGCUGUGAUCCACCUCAUGACAUGGCAAUCCACUACAGACAGGAAGAUAAAACUGAACAAGACACCAAAAAUAAAGUGUAUUCCCAGGUAAAACAGACAAAUGCUUUGAUUUGCAAUGGAUGAGUCUGAGGAACUUCAGUUUGAAGGCAGCAAGAAGGAACGAGUGCACAAGAACUGUGGGCAGCGCCACCUGUCCCUAAUAGCGGCAGCUGCUGCCGUGGGGGACAUGACCCUCUGAAGCCUGUGAACUCAGUCAGAGAGGACUUGCAAACAACCCUCAUCAUUAACCCCAUGCUCCCACACAGGCGUGGAGGACGGCUGUGCCCCAUGGCUACGGAGGGUCCUGGUCUCCUAAGAGAGUAUUCACAUGGCAGCACUGGUACUCUGGUGUCCUACCGUGAGGCGGUGUGGGGAGCUUGCCUUUGAUGAGGACUGCAUUUUUCUGGAGAAAAAGAUUCCUACAUCUUAUAUUGCAUUCUUGUUCACAGAAUACGCAUUGUGGAGACAGGAUGAAGCUGACCAGUGAAAAGUUGCCCCCAGGCCCCUGUAAUACCUCUCUAUCCCAGUAUGCUGCUAAGAACGAGAAAUAUUUCCAAUGGCGAAAGGAAAAGACUGAUCAUUACAGCCAUUCUAAGUUGGUGGAUAAGGCACUGCAGCUCUUGAAUGAAAGAAUUAGAAGAGGGGAUGCUAUGGCAUGUUUUCUACGAGGUCAACUGUAUUUUGAAGAGGGAUGGUAUGAAGGAGCAUUAGAACAGUUUGAAGAAAUCAAGGAAAACGAUCUUCAAGCAACUUACCAGCUAGGAGUAAUGUAUUAUGAUGGCCUAGGGACAGCUACAGAUGCUGAAAAAGGAGUGGACUAUAUGAAGAAAAUCAUUGAUUCUCCAUGUCCCAGAGUGAGACACUUACAAUUUGCAGCUGCUUACAACCUUGGAAGAGCUUAUUAUGAAGGUCAAGGCGUCAAACGAUCGAAUGAGGAAGCUGAAAGACUAUGGCUCUUUGCUGCAGACAAUGGAAAUCCAAAAGCUAGUGUGAAGGCUCAGAGUAUCCUAGGAUUGUAUUAUUCAACAAAGGAGCCUAGAGACUUAGAAAAGGCAUUUUAUUGGCACUCAGAAGCAUGUGGCAAUGGAAACCUGGAGUCGCAGGGUGCUCUUGGGCUCAUGUACUUUCACGGACAGGGCAUCCACCAGGACACUGAAGCAGCCCUGCAGUGCUUAAGGGAAGCAGCAGAACGCGGAAAUGUCUAUGCUCAAGGGACUCUCGUGGAGUAUUACUAUAAAAUGAAAUUUUUUACAAAGUGUGCUGCAUUUUCCAAAAGGAUUGCUGACUACGAUGAGGCUCACGACAUCCCCAUGAUCGCCCGGGUCACCGACUGUCUCCCAGAAUUCAUCAAUAAAGGCAUGGCCAUGGCAUCUUUUUACCAUGCACGGUGUCUUCAGCUUGGCUUGGGUAUCACAAAGGAUGAAGUCACAGCGAAACACUAUUAUUCUAAGGCUUGUCGUCUGAAUCCUACAUUGGCAGAUGAACUUCACUCUUUACUUAUUCUUCAAAGAAUUUAGACCAUAAUUUCAGCAGAGGUCAUCAAUUCCAACACAUUAGCACGUGGGUAU
Manis javanica (Malayan pangolin) is the source of this 2340-nucleotide messenger RNA. Lineage: Eukaryota; Metazoa; Chordata; Mammalia; Pholidota; Manidae. The record is from RefSeq and is a predicted model, not a curated record.